AUGUCGGUGACCCUGAGGCUCCGGGGUCCGGCCGUGGGGAAGGCGGGGCGCGCGCGGCCACCUGGACAGACAGGGAGGGAGGCUGCAGGGGGACAGCGAGAUCGUGGAGGACCCGCCCGCUUCUCUCCUAGCCAGACGCCGUCCUUGGAAAAGAUGGGAGGCCAGGAGCGGCCGGCGCCCCCCGCCAGCCUGUUUGCGGACGGGCACCUGGUCCUGUGGACGCUGUGCUCGGUGCUGCUGCCUGUGUUCAUCACCUUCUGGUGCAGCGUCCAGCGGUCGCGCCGGCAGCUGCACCGCAGGGACAUCUUCCGCAAGAGCAAGCACGGCUGGCGCGACACGGACCUGUUCAGCCAGCCCACCUACUGCUGUGUGUGCGCGCAGCACAUCCUGCAGGGCGCCUUCUGCGACUGCUGUGGGCUGCGCGUGGACGAGGGCUGCCUCAAGAAGGCCGACAAGCGCUUCCCCUGCAAGGAGAUCAUGCUCAAGAGUGACAGCAAGGCCGUGGACGCCAUGCCCCACCACUGGAUCCGGGGAAACGUCCCCCUGUGCAGUUACUGUGUGGUUUGCAAGCAGCAGUGCGGCAACCAGCCCAAGCUCUGCGAUUACAGGUGCGUUUGGUGUCAGAAAACAGUACAUGAUGAGUGUAUGAAAAAUAGCUUAAGGAAUGAAAAGUGUGAUUUUGGAGAAUUCAAAAACCUCAUCAUUCCACCAAGUUAUUUAACCUCCAUUAAUCAUAUGCGUAAAGACAAAAAAACAGAUUAUGAAAUGCUCGCCUCUAAACUUGGAAAGCAAUGGACUCCAUUAAUAAUUCUGGCCAACUCUCGUAGUGGAACUAACAUGGGAGAAGGAUUGCUGGGAGAAUUCAGGAUCCUCCUAAAUCCCGUCCAGGUUUUUGAUAUUACUAAAACUCCCCCCAUCAAAGCCCUACAACUUUGUACUCUUCUUCCCUAUGACUCAGCUCGAGUGCUUGUCUGUGGAGGGGAUGGGACUGUCGGCUGGGUCCUGGAUGCCCUUGACGAAAUGAAGAUUAAGGGGCAAGAGAAAUACAUUCCACAAGUUGCAGUCUUGCCUCUGGGAACAGGCAAUGAUCUAUCCAAUACCUUGGGGUGGGGAACAGGUUAUGCGGGAGAAAUCCCAGUUGCACAAGUCUUAAGAAACGUGAUGGACGCAGAUGGAAUUAAACUAGAUAGAUGGAAAGUUCAAGUAACAAAUAAAGGAUACUACAACUUAAGAAAACCCAAGGAAUUCACAAUGAACAACUAUUUUUCUGUUGGACCUGACGCUCUCAUGGCCCUCAAUUUUCACGCGCACCGUGAGAAGGCCCCGUCUCUGUUUUCUAGCAGAAUUCUUAAUAAGGCUGUUUACUUAUUUUAUGGAACCAAAGAUUGUUUAGUGCAAGAAUGUAAAGAUUUGAAUAAAAAAGUUGAGCUAGAGCUGGAUGGUGAGCGAGUAGAACUGCCGAAUUUGGAAGGCAUCAUCGUUCUGAAUAUCGGCUACUGGGGUGGCGGCUGCAGACUGUGGGAAGGGAUGGGGGACGAGCCUUUCCCUCUAGCCAGGCAUGAUGAUGGUUUAUUGGAAGUCGUUGGAGUAUAUGGGUCUUUCCACUGUGCUCAGAUUCAAGUGAAACUGGCGAAUCCUUUUCGAAUAGGACAAGCACAUACAGUGCGACUAAUCUUGAAGUGCUCAAUGAUGCCAAUGCAGGUAGAUGGGGAGCCGUGGGCCCAGGGGCCCUGCACCGUCACCAUAACCCACAAGACACACGCUCUGAUGUUGUAUUUCUCUGGAGAGCAAACAGAUGACGACGUCUCUAGUGCUUCAGAUCAAGAGGAUACAAAGGAGACUGAGUAG
Messenger RNA from Budorcas taxicolor (takin), 1848 nucleotides. RefSeq names its product diacylglycerol kinase epsilon (gene DGKE). The coding region runs from base 1 to 1848 and encodes 615 amino acids. The transcript is spliced from 11 exons. Lineage: Eukaryota; Metazoa; Chordata; Mammalia; Artiodactyla; Bovidae. The record is from RefSeq and is a predicted model, not a curated record. Gene Ontology annotation, molecular function: ATP-dependent diacylglycerol kinase activity.